UUAUUGAAAAUGAGCCUUAAAUUUCAAAAAUUUAAAAAUGUAGAUACCAUUGAUUCUGAAGUCAAUCCUGAAGAUAGAGAAGUGUCUAAUAACAGCCAAAAGAAAAACUCAAGUAUGUUUGAUGUGACACUUGAGACCCAAGAGAACCAGAGAGAACUCACUGAUCUUGCAAAUGAGUUUAGAAAAUUAGAGACUGAAGCUCAGACCUAUAAUAAGUUCCUCCAAUGCAGUGGGAUCGCUCUGAUAUUAUUUGGCCUAAUCUGAAGUAUAUUCGGCCUUAUUAAUGUCCUUUUACCUGAUGAAAAAGGACUCGUAGCAGAAGGACCUGAGAAGAUCUAUAGGUAUAAGUUUAUGAUCGAAAUGGAAAUCGUGACCAAUGCUUUUGUGGUUCUGAAGAACUGAUAUCUCGGUAAGAUAUAAAAAAAUUAUUUUACUUUUUAACCAGAAUUUGUU
This is a messenger RNA of Moneuplotes crassus, 453 nucleotides long. The record is from the annotation of a GenBank genome assembly. Lineage: Eukaryota; Ciliophora; Spirotrichea; Euplotida; Euplotidae.